Molecule: messenger RNA, 1663 nt
Organism: Leptinotarsa decemlineata (Colorado potato beetle)
Lineage: Eukaryota; Metazoa; Arthropoda; Insecta; Coleoptera; Chrysomelidae
Product: RNA helicase aquarius
Biological process (GO): mRNA splicing, via spliceosome
Cellular component (GO): catalytic step 2 spliceosome
Molecular function (GO): helicase activity; mRNA binding
Source: RefSeq, a predicted model, not a curated record
CACCAUUCCCUUCACCCCGACUCAAAUAGAGGCCAUAAAAUCUGGUAUGCAACCUGGUCUGACUUUAGUCGUUGGACCUCCUGGAACUGGAAAAACUGAUGUAGCUGUGCAAAUCAUAUCCAACAUCUACCACAACUUCCCGAAUCAGCGCACUCUCAUCGUGACUCAUUCGAAUCAGGCUCUCAAUCAGUUGUUCGAUAAAAUUGUUGCUUUAGACAUUGAUGAGCGGCACUUGUUGCGUCUUGGGCAUGGAGAAGAGGCAUUGGAAACUGAAAAAGACUUCAGCAGAUAUGGAAGAGUAAACUAUGUUUUGGCUAAGCGCCUGGAAUUGUUGAUGGAGGUAGAAAGACUUCAGCGAUCCAUCAAAGUUGAAGGAGAUGUUGCUUAUACUUGUGAGACCGCAGGAUAUUUUUAUCUGUAUCAAAUUUUGUCCAGGUGGGAACAUUUUCAGAGCAUUGUUAAGCCAAGAAGUGGAAUGGUUGUUCCUGUAGAAACUAUUGCUGCUGAAUUUCCAUUUCAUCAGUUUUUCGAAAAUGCACCUCAACCUCUUUUCAAAGGCAAAUCGUUUGAAGAAGACCUUGAAGUAUCUGAAAGUUGCUUUAGAUAUAUAGAACAUAUCUUUAAAGAAUUAGAAGAAUUUCGUGCAUUCGAACUUCUGAGAUCAGGGUUGGACAGAUCUAAAUACUUGCUUGUAAAAGAAGCAAAGAUAAUUGCCAUGACGUGUACUCAUGCUGCCCUGAAGAGAAAGGAAUUGGUGGAAAUAGGUUUUAAAUACGAUAACAUCCUUAUGGAAGAAUCCGCUCAGAUAUUGGAAAUUGAAACAUUCAUCCCUCUGUUACUUCAGAAUCCUCAAGAUGGCUUCAAUAGACUGAAACGUUGGAUCAUGAUUGGAGAUCAUCAUCAGCUACCACCUGUUAUAAAAAAUAUGGCAUUUCAGAAAUACUCCAAUAUGGAGCAAAGCUUGUUUACACGUUUGGUGAGGUUGGGCGUACCGACAGUUGACCUUGACGGACAAGGUAGAGCUAGACCAAGUAUAUGCAAUCUUUACAAAUGGAGAUACAAAAACUUAGGAAAUUUGAAACAUGUAGACAAUUGGCCAGAGUACCAGCUGGCAAACCCAGGCUUUGUUUAUGACUUUCAAUUAGUAGAUGUCCAAGACUUCAAUGGCAUAGGAGAAUCGGAACCCAGUCCAUAUUUUUAUCAGAAUCUAGCCGAAGCCGAAUAUUGCGUAGCAGUGUUUAUGUUCAUGAGAUUAAUUGGAUACCCAGCCAACAAAAUAACCAUACUCACCACCUACAACGGCCAAAAACAUUUAAUAAGGGACGUGAUUAAUACCAGAUGUGCCAAUAAUAGUCUCAUUGGAAGACCUCAUAAGGUUACUACAGUGGAUAAGUACCAGGGUCAGCAGAACGACUAUAUUUUGCUUUCAUUGGUGCGAACUAGAGCCGUUGGUCACUUGAGAGAUGUCAGACGUUUGGUGGUUGCAAUGUCUCGUGCAAGAUUAGGACUCUAUAUUUUUGCCAGAGUGUCUCUGUUCAAGAAUUGUUUUGAACUCACCCCAGCAUUUGAACAGUUGACUUCAAGACCAACAAAACUUCAUUUAGUUUUGGACGAGUUUUAUCCUCCGAGAAGAUAUAACAACCAAAGACCAAAUUCNGAUUAA